ACAAAUCUUCCAUUUGUAAGGCAAUGCAAAUUUCUAUAGCAAGUAGCAAUUAAAACUCUCAACAAACUUCCUCCAUUCAGCUUCUAUUUAAAUUUCCACCCACCCACCCAAAACUCUUCCAAGAGGCUCCUCAGAAAUUUGCAGGCUAGGACACCAAGGAGAUGGCACAUAAGAUUACGCCUUGGCUUCUCCUCACUCAACUCCUACUACAAAUCUUCUUCACUGAUGCAAAAGUUCCAGCAAUAAUCAUUUUUGGGGACUCCACAGUAGAUGCAGGGAACAACAACCAGAUCUACACAAUCCUUAAAAGCAAUUUUGCGCCUUAUGGGCGCGAUUUCAAUGGCAGCCAGCCCACUGGACGGUUCUGCAAUGGUCGACUUGCAACUGAUUUCAUUUCUGAGGCUUUUGGGAUCAAACCAACAAUACCUGCUUACUUGGACCCAAUGUAUGACAUAAGGGAAUUUGCAACUGGAGUCUGCUUUGCUUCUGCAGGAACUGGCUAUGAUAAUGCUACCUCUGAUGUACUUUCUGUAAUACCUCUUUGGAAAGAACUGGAGUAUUUCAAAAAUUAUCAGACGCAGCUGAGAGGCUAUCUAGGUGAAGAAGAAGCUAAUAUGAUUCUGGAGCAAGCACUGUACAUGAUAAGCUUGGGAACUAACGAUUUCCUAGAAAACUACUAUGUCCUGCCUCGCAGAUCAAAAGAGUUUUCUGUGGAAGAGUACCAGAAUUUUCUCGCAGGAAUUGCCAGAAAUUUCAUAACAGAGCUUCACCAGCUUGGAGCCAGAAAGAUAUGCAUAACCGGGCUUCCCCCAAUGGGGUGUUUGCCACUGGAGAGAACCACAAAUAUUUUACAUGGGAGUCCUUGUGUGGAGAAGUUCAACAAUGUGGCAAGGGAAUUUAACAAGAAGCUGAAGGGAUUGGUCAUAAAGCUUAAUAAAGAUCUUGAUGGAAUCCAACUGGUGCAGGCAGACCCAUACAGUAUUCUCUCAGAAAUGAUUCAGAAUCCACAAUCUUUUGGAUUUGAGGAUGCAGCGAAAGCAUGUUGUGGGACAGGAAGGUUUGAGAUGAGCUAUAUAUGUGAUGACAACCCACUCACAUGUAUAGAUGCAAAUAAAUAUGUAUUUUGGGAUGCCUUCCACCCCACCGAGAAAACAAACCGCAUUGUUGCUGAUUAUGUGGUGAAGAACACCCUAGCUUGUUUCCAAUAAUUAGUUGCAAAGAAGAUGCUCUAUGUGAUACAAAUGUCCACCUAAAGAGUGGUGCUGAUCUUUGGCUCUGUUUAUUACCCUAAUUAUUAUCUAGUUCUCCAUAAACAAUACCAUGCAAAUUCUUCCAAAA
This is a messenger RNA of Malania oleifera, 1338 nucleotides long. Its product is annotated as GDSL esterase/lipase At4g26790. Bases 162 to 1208 code for a protein of 348 amino acids. The transcript has 3 exons. Gene Ontology annotation, molecular function: hydrolase activity, acting on ester bonds. The record is from RefSeq and is a predicted model, not a curated record. Lineage: Eukaryota; Viridiplantae; Streptophyta; Magnoliopsida; Santalales; Ximeniaceae.